Bathycoccus prasinos is the source of this 219-nucleotide messenger RNA. RefSeq lists its product with no specific name. NCBI's taxonomy places the organism in Eukaryota, Viridiplantae, Chlorophyta, Mamiellophyceae, Mamiellales, Bathycoccaceae. The record is from RefSeq and is a predicted model, not a curated record. The transcript has a single exon. Bases 1 to 219 code for a protein of 72 amino acids.
AUGAGUAUCACGCGUUUACUCUUCGCGAUUUGCGGUGUUUCGCGCGGCGCGAGCGCUCUGUGGUCACACACCGCGCGCGCGCGAAAAUUGCAAGACGCGAGCGGGAGAAAGGAGGAAAGCAAUCGGAAAAGAGAGAAAUCCAUCAUCCAAAAAAAAAGGAAAAAUCCUUCGCGGAAAUCCGCGCGCGCUAAACUCCGGAAAGAAAGCAGUAAACGAUGA